Cotesia glomerata is the source of this 399-nucleotide messenger RNA. RefSeq lists its product as uncharacterized. The record is from RefSeq and is a predicted model, not a curated record. The annotation marks the transcript as partial. The transcript has a single exon. Lineage: Eukaryota; Metazoa; Arthropoda; Insecta; Hymenoptera; Braconidae.
AAACUGCCAACCUGAGUAAAGUAAGAUAUGAAUCGGUGGACAAAGUGCUGGAGGAUGAAGAAGCUGUCCACUAUCCUGUUGAAUUCUUACACACUCUCAAUCCACCAGGGAUACCACCUCAUGUUCUUCAACUCAAGAUUGGCACUCCAAUAAUGCUCCGCAAUUUAAAUCCGCCAAAAUUAUGUAAUGGUACCAGGCUUCAAGUCAAGGUCUUAUACAAAAAUGUCAUUGAAGCCAUGAUUUUCACCGGAAAAUAUGAAGGAGAAACUGUAUUCAUUCCAAGGAUUCCUCUGAUCCCAUCAGAUUACCACUUCGAAUUUAAACGUCUGCAAUUUUCUGUCAAAGUUUCUUAUGCCAUGACGAUUAACAAGGCACAAGGGCAGAGUUUAAAGAUGACUG